This is a messenger RNA of Porites lobata, 860 nucleotides long. Lineage: Eukaryota; Metazoa; Cnidaria; Anthozoa; Scleractinia; Poritidae. The record is from the annotation of a GenBank genome assembly.
CGUUUCAGCAAAGAAUUUAUUAUCGAUUCAAUCCUUUUAAUACUGACGAAUAAUACUUUUACCUUUGAUGAUAGAAUAUUCCUUCAAAAGAAAGGUACUGCGAUGGGAACGAAAAUGGCUCCCAGCUAUGCAACCCUUGUUCUCGGAUAUUUGGAGAACGAACUCUACAGUCAGGUCUUUAAUAAAAUGGGAGAAGAAAUAGGCCAUUAUGUUUACACAAACUGGAGAAGGUUCCUGGAUGACUGCUACAUAAACUGGCCUUACGGUCAGGAUAAAUUAAAGGAACUUCACGAUAUUUUAAACAGCUUAGAUGGAAGCAUUCAACUUACUGCAAAACUAGCUGCAAAGAACUUCCGUUCCUUGAUGUGAUGAUAAGAAAAGACAAAACUCACCUAACAACCGAUAUUUAUUAUAAACCGACGGAUUCAUUCCAAUACCUCCCAUAUACAUCCAGCCAUCCAAGACACACUAAAAAUAAUAUACCAUACAACCUGACUCGGAGGAUAUGUAUGAUUGUUGAAAACCAGGACAUAAGAGAAAGGCGACUAGAUGAUCUCAAACAGAUCUUGCUGAGGAAACAGUAUCCAGCUGAGAUCAUUGAUUACGGUGUAAACAAAGCCCUCACCCUGACAACGGAAGAGUUAAGAAGGGUGAGAGAGCAAGCUACCGAAAAUAACCUCCUUUGUCUGGUAACAACUUACAAUCCCAACAAUCCGCAAGUAUUCCAGCUGGUCAGGAGAACACUUCCCAUGUUAAACCAAAACUCCUCAUUAAAAUCCAUUAUGAGCAAGACUAAAGUAAUUCACAGUCAGCGACAACCCCGAAACCUCAAACGAAUGUUAACUAACUCCUAUUUCUCC